Molecule: messenger RNA, 501 nt
Organism: Coniosporium apollinis CBS 100218
Lineage: Eukaryota; Fungi; Ascomycota; Dothideomycetes
Exons: 2
Coding region: 1-501 (166 amino acids)
Source: RefSeq, a predicted model, not a curated record
AUGUACAACCGCUACGCCGAGUCUUCUCGGGUCAACUGGACAAACAAUUUCGCAAACUACCUCGAUCCGACCCAUAAGCGCGAGUGGAGCGAGCUGUUGACGCCGCGAGGAGAUGGACUGAUUUUGAAGAGCAUCAAAACGGACUACAAGUUUCCGAUGAAGUGGCCGGACCGCGUGACGGUCCUUCACAAACUGCGUUCAGAGCCUGAGCUAGACACGGACAGCUUCAUCAUGGACGUGAUAAUACUAUCGGAGCUACACCGACGGCCUGCCGCACGGUGUGUAGAGGACAUCGUCGUGUACGACUACAAGAAAGGGAAAAAGACACCAUUGAGGCCAUUCAUAGUCGAGCAGUUCAAAGAGACGUUCCGCUUGCAAGAGGAGGCGAAGAAGAAGAACGGUGAUAGAGUAAAGUAUCUGCUAGACAGGGUAAGGGAGAUAGAACAGGCGUCGUGGGAUAGACCUGAUGCGCAGGAAGACUUUGGCAGCGCAGUGUCAUGA